UGGGAAAAGAGGAUUAAGGAGUAGUGUAUCCUUUAAGUUCUCUGAAUGAUGUGUCCCCUGCUUCCUUGAGUGACAUGAAGGAUUUGUAUGCUAUCUUUGCAGUUGAAUAUGUCAAAAACUAUGGUGAGAAACUUCUGUCAGAAGAAGUCUGUCAUGUAUCUUGUGCAUCUGCAUUUCUACACUGGAAAUUAUUUACUCUUAAGAUCAAAAGUCUAAUAUGAAAUGGAAAUAAUAAAUUGUGGACCACUGGUGGGAAAAGAGGAUUGGGGAGUGAAGACCAUAGAAUACUUAUCUAGAUUACUGUGGAAGUAAAGUGAUGUGGUUGUCAAUGACAAUGGACAAAGUAUGAUAGCUUCACGUAAUUAUCAUCGCCAAGAAAGUAGGAAAAAAGCAUCCACUUCAAGAAUUUAAUGUGCUCUGCUAGGGUAGGUGGUUUGACUAAUUCUUCUUGCCACAUAUCAAGUUAAGAUUACCUUACAGUCUUGGAAAAAAUGCAGCAGAAGUGCAAACAGAAUCACUUUUUUGUUCACAUCAAGAAACGUUUUGUUCCAGAAUCUCUGCUAAGAAAGAACAAUAGAGAGGAUGGCACACAAUCAAAACUGCAACAUGGCUGUGCCAGUGUUCUGUCUCAUCUUUUUUCUCAUGCCAGGAGCAUCGGCAUUUGUUUGCAAUUUUACUGAUUGUGAAGCUCUUCUCAAAUUCAAGGCAGGCAUAACAAGUGAUCCGGAAGGAUACGUCAAGGAUUGGAAUGAAGCCAAUCCUUUCUGUAACUGGACCGGAGUUACAUGCCACCAAUCUCUCCAAAACCGGGUUAUAGAUCUUGAGAUCAUAGACAUGCGCUUAGAAGGAAGUAUAUCGCCAUUUCUAUCCAAUCUUUCUCUUCUCACCAAGCUUUCCUUGCAGGGUAAUAAUUUCCGUGAAGAAAUCCCAACUACCUUGGGAGCUCUCUCACGGUUAGAAUAUCUGAAUAUGAAUGAAAAUCAGCUCUCUGGUGCCUUUCCAGCUUCACUACAUGGCUGUCAAAGCUUGAAAUUUCUAGACUUGUCUGUUAACAACCUAUCUGGGGUCAUUCCUGAAGAACUAGGAUGGAUGAAGAAGCUGAGUUUUUUAGCUCUCUCUGUAAACAACCUCACUGGGGUCAUUCCGGCCUUUUUGUCAAACCUGACAGAAUUGACACAGCUACAACUGGCUGUGAACUACUUUACUGGGCAAAUCCCUGUGGAGCUUGGAGUUUUGAGCAGGCUUGAGAUUUUGUAUUUGCACACGAACUUUCUUGAGGGAACAAUACCUGAAUCACUAAGUAAUUGCACUGCAUUGCGAGCAAUUUCAUUGAUUGGGAAUCGAUUAUCCGGGGAAAUCCCUUCAGAAAUGGGGAACAAGCUCCAAAACUUGCGGAUGUUGAAUUUUUAUGGCAACAAUAUUUCUGGUAGGAUUCCAGUGACAUUCUCAAAUCUUUCACAGAUAACACUGCUUGAUUUGAGUAUCAAUUACUUGGAGGGUGAAGUUCCCGAGGAACUGGGGAAGUUGAAGAACCUUGAGAUUCUUUACCUCCAUAGCAACAACCUGGUUAGCAAUUCUUCUCUCAGUUUUCUUACUGCUCUCACAAACUGUUCAUUUAUGAAGAAACUGCACUUGGGCUCCUGUUUAUUUUCGGGGAGUUUACCUGCUUCCAUUGGAAAUCUUUCCAAAGACCUCUACUAUUUCAAUCUUUUGAAUAACCGUAUAAGAGGAGAGAUUCCAGAUAGUAUUGGAAACUUGAGUGGCCUCGUGACCCUACAACUGUGGUACAAUCACCUGGACGGGACAAUUCCAGCAACUUUUGGAAAGCUGAAGCUGUUGCAAAGACUAUAUUUGGGGAGAAACAAGCUACAAGGUUCCAUUCCAGAUGAAAUGGGGCAGAUGGAAAACCUUGGCUUACUUGAUCUUGCCAAUAAUUCCAUAACCGGGUCAAUCCCUAGUUCACUUGGUAACCUCUCACAGUUGAGAUACCUUUACCUAUCUCAGAACAGCUUAUCAGGAAAUAUUCCCAUCAAACUCAGCCAGUGCUCUCUCAUGAUGCAGCUGGAUUUAUCUUUUAACAGCUUGCAGGGGCCUCUUCCACCAGAAAUUGGAGUUUUUGCUAACUUGGGGCUGUCCCUCAACCUUUCAAAUAACAAUCUAGACGGGGAAAUUCCAGCAACUAUUGGAAAUCUGGUAUCUGUACAAGCUAUUGACUUAUCGGUGAACAGAUUUUCUGGCAUUAUACCAAGUUCAGUUGGAAGUUGUACGGCUUUGGAGUACUUGAACCUAUCCAAGAACAUGAUUCAAGGUACAAUUCCAGAGUCAUUGAAACAAAUUGCAUAUUUAAAAGUACUGGAUUUGGCUUUUAAUCAAUUAACAGGCAGCGUUCCAAUCUGGCUAGCCAAUGACUCAGUGAUGAAGAAUUUCAACCUGUCGUAUAAUAGAUUAACUGGAGAAGUUUCAAGUAUGGGAAAGUUUAAAAAUCUUAGUGGAAGCACAUUGAUAGGAAAUGCAGGCCUGUGUGGUGGUUCUGCGCUAACGGGACUCCAGCCAUGUGCAGUUCAAAAGAAAAGGAGGAAGUUAUGGAAAUGGACCUAUUACUUGUUCGCAAUUACUAUUAGCUGCUUUUUACUGCUCUUGGUAUAUGUCGUGGUCCGUGUUAGACGAUUCUUUAAAAAGAAAACUGAUGCAGAAUCUGAAGAGGCAAUUCUGAUGGCUUUCAGAGGACGAAAUUUCACUCAAAGAGAGCUCGAAAUUGCAACGGACGGGUUCAGUGAUGCCAAACUCUUGGGGAGAGGAAGCUUUGGGUCAGUUUAUAAAGCUUGGAUUGAUGAUAGAAUAUCUUUUGUCGCGGUUAAGGUUCUAAAUGAAGACAGCAGGCGGUGUUACAAAAGCCUAAAAAGGGAGUGCCAAAUACUGUCAGGAAUUAAGCAUCGGAAUCUGGUUCAUAUGAUGGGAUCAAUCUGGAAUUCACAGUUCAAGGCUCUCAUCCUUGAGUUUGUAGGUAAUGGAAACUUGGAACAGCAUCUUUAUCCUGAGUCCGAGGGAGGAAACUGUCGAUUGACGUUGAGUGAAAGAUUAGGAAUAGCAAUAGAUAUUGCAAAUGCCUUGGAGUAUCUUCAAUUGGGUUGCUCAACUCAAGUUGUGCACUGUGAUCUGAAACCACAAAAUGUUCUUAUUGAUGAUGAUAUGGUGGCCCGUGUUGCGGACUUUGGAAUUGGAAAGGUCUUUUUUGCUGAUAAACCAGCUGAAUAUUCUUCUACAGCAAGUGGCCUGCGAGGAUCUGUUGGCUAUAUCCCUCCAGAAUAUGGACAGAGUAAUGAAGUAUCAGUUAGAGGAGACGUAUACAGCUUCGGUAUCAUGCUGCUGGAAUUGAUAACAAGGCAAAGACCAACAGGAGAAAUGUUCACAGACGGGCUUGAUCUAAGGAAGUGGGUGGGUGCCGCAACCCCUCAUCAUAUUUUGGAUGUGGUAGACAUGUCAUUGAAGCGAGAGGCACAUUCAAGUGGUGCAAUAGAGAAGCUAAAGCAAUGCUGUGUUCAUGUGGUCGAUGCAGGAAUGAUGUGCACAGAAGAGAAUCCACAAAGCCGUCCUUCCAUAUCUUUGAUCUCCAGAGAGCUCCAAAACCUUUGGAAACAGAUGGAAUUUGGGAAAUGAAGCAUGGUGUAGCUAAAUAAAUAACGGUGAUGAUUAUGUCAGUGAAAAAUUAGAUGUUGAAUGAGUUUGGUGAGAUGUUAUCAGAUAAUCAGCCUGCACUUGCACAUAUAAGAUGUUUGAGGCAUAGCUAUCAAGGUUUACAUCGUUUAUUUC
Populus trichocarpa (black cottonwood) is the source of this 3810-nucleotide messenger RNA. RefSeq names its product probable LRR receptor-like serine/threonine-protein kinase At3g47570. The coding region runs from base 583 to 3657 and encodes 1024 amino acids. Lineage: Eukaryota; Viridiplantae; Streptophyta; Magnoliopsida; Malpighiales; Salicaceae. Gene Ontology annotation, molecular function: protein kinase activity; ATP binding; protein binding. The transcript has 2 exons. Gene Ontology annotation, biological process: protein phosphorylation. The record is from RefSeq and is a predicted model, not a curated record.